UAAAACAGAACAGCAUUCGGACAUAUUUAUCUAGGAGACGAGGUAGCAGACAGAGAGAGAGAGAGAGAGAGAGAGAGAGAUAUCUGAGGAUGUCGUGGGUGUGGGUGCAAGCAACACUGCCUCUUGGAAUCAUAGGCGGAAUGCUCUGUGCUAUGGGACAUAUUCAGUAUAACAUUCACAAAUUCACUUAUGGCCGCCCAAAGCACGUCUGCGGCGACUUGUGGGAUACGGCUAUGGAACGGAGGGACAAGAAGGUCAUCGAGAAAUUCACUGCUGCUUCUCAUAAUUAGCUUAACAAACCCCACUAAUUCAAGCUUUCCCUCCCUUUCUGGAAGAUUUGCCCGUGAACUGUUGAAGAAAGGAAUAAAUUGCCAGCAAUGCUCGAGAGCAAGUUUGAUGUUAUUUCCGUUGUCUUUGUAUAUGAACUUGCAUAAAAUUUGAACUGUCCUGGGAAAAAUACAAUCUGUUUCUCCAGUGAAUUUACUUAUUAUGUGGACUAUAAAUUUGGUUUAUUAGCUCUGUUGUA
Molecule: messenger RNA, 526 nt
Organism: Quercus robur (English oak)
Lineage: Eukaryota; Viridiplantae; Streptophyta; Magnoliopsida; Fagales; Fagaceae
Product: NADH dehydrogenase [ubiquinone] 1 alpha subcomplex subunit 1
Exons: 3
Coding region: 90-290 (66 amino acids)
Source: RefSeq, a predicted model, not a curated record